AUCUAUUGGGAGGGUCCCAAUCUUUUCUUUUUUUCUUUUUCUUUGUUCAAAAAGUCAAGACCAAUCCUUGAAAUUUCAAAGAUUUCUAGGGUUCCCAUUUUCAAUUCUUAGCUGACGACGUAGAAUUCCACGAUUUAAGAUGACUUCGUUUUCUGUUGAUUCAGUCAACCUUCCUGCUGCUUCAGAUUUCACUCCUCCAAAUAUGUGAAAUUUGAGUUUUGUCAUUGGUUGUGAAGCCCAUUCAGUUCUGCCUCAUAAUCAGAAAUUUAUGAGUGCUCCUCUGCUGUGAAUGUCAUUAAUGGAUUAAAGAGUUUAGUUUUAUUUUGGUCUCAUGGUCUCAUCUUGUAUGAGUUGAACAUCUGAUUAGUAACACCAUGUAUAGUUGUAUUAUGGUCAAUACCUUAGUGGAACUUUCCUACUGAUUCUGUAGAUCAUUGAAACUGGAAACAUGCCUUCAUGGUGGGGGAGGUCAUCGUCCAAUGAAGUGAAGAAGAAAACAAGCAAGGAAGGUUUCAUUUAUACUUUGCAACGAAAAUUUAAGAUUCCUUCUGAUGGUAAACUCAACAGUAAAUCAGAAGUGUCUCAAAGGUACUGUAGUGACACAGUUUCGGAGUUGGGAUCUCAAUCCUGCUUACAAUCAAGAUCUCCUUCACCUUCCAAACAAGUAUCUAGGUGUCAAAGUUUUUCUGAAGGACCUCAUGGUCAACCGCUUCCCCUUCCUGAUUUGCACUCUGCAAUUGUAGGUUGCACAGAUUCUGCAGUUGGUAUAACUACAAAACCACGGCAGGAGAAAAGCACUAGGUCAUCAUUAUUUCGGCCUCUCCCUAGACCAGCAUGCAUUCGUCAGAGGCCCAGUCCUUGUGACUUAGAUGUAGAUUUAGUUACUGCUUCAAUUUCUAGCGAGAUUUCAACUGAUAGUGAUGAUCCUAUUGACUCAUGCCAUCGAAGUCCCCAAGCAAUUGAUUACGACAAUGGCACUAGAACUGCUGCUAGCAGCCCUUCAAGUUUGGUGCUCAAGGAUCAUUCUUCAAGUGUUGCCCAACUCAACUCAAGAGAAGCUAAGAAACCACCUAACAUUUUACUCACUAACAAUCAUAGCUCCAGUACAUCACCAAAAAGGAGACCAUUAGGCGGUCAUGUGCCAAAUCUACAGGUUCCCUAUAAUGGUGCUUUCAACAGUGCCCCAGAUAGCUACAUGUCAAGCCCCUCCAGAAGUCCAAUGAGGGGUUUUGGCACUGAGCAAGUUGUGAACUCUGCUUUAUCUGCAGGAAAGCUCUAUUCAGAUGUCACUUUCCUUGGAUCUGGCCACUGUUCUAGUCCUGGUUCAGGUCACAAUUCUGGGCAUAAUUCAAUGGGAGGAGAUAUGUCAGGACAGCUAUUUUGGCAACCAAGCAGGGGCAGUCCUGAGUAUUCUCCCAUGCCAAGUCCCCGGAUGACUAGUCCUGGUCCCAGCUCUAGAAUACAUAGUGGUGCUGUCACACCUAUUCAUCCUAGGUCAGCAGGUGGCACAUCUACUGAGUCCCAGGGUAGUUGGCCUGAUGAUGGAAAACAACAAUGCCACAGGUUGCCUCUCCCUCCUCCUGUAACAGUUUCCAGUUCUUCUCCUUUCGCCCAUUCAAAUUCAGCAGCCACAUCUCCAUCUGUACCACGAAGUCCAGGAAGGGCAGAGAAUCCAACAAGUCCAACAAGUCCUGGCUCACGCUGGCAAAAGGGAAAGCUUCUGGGUAGAGGCACAUUUGGUCACGUUUAUGAGGGUUUUAACAGUGGAAGUGGUGAAAUGUGUGCAAUGAAGGAGGUUGCCUUAGUUCCAGAUGAUGCAAAGUCAAAAGAAAGUGCCAAGCAAUUGAUGCAGGAAAUUGCUGUGCUAAGCCGCUUACGGCAUCCAAAUAUUGUACAAUAUUAUGGAUCUGAAACGGUUGGUGAUCAACUUUACAUAUAUCUCGAGUAUGUAUCUGGUGGGUCUAUUUACAAACUUCUUCAGGACUAUGGACGGCUAGGUGAAUUGGCAAUACGAAGUUACACUAAGCAGAUUUUAUCAGGGCUUGCCUACUUACAUUCUAAAUCUACUGUCCACAGGGAUAUUAAAGGAGCAAACAUACUUGUAGAUCCACACGGAAGGGUUAAGUUGGCAGACUUUGGGAUGGCAAAGCAUAUUGCUGGGCAGUCAUGCCCACUUUCAUUCAAGGGAAGCCCUUACUGGAUGGCACCUGAGGUUAUAAAGAACUCAAAUGGUUGCAACCUUGCUGUGGAUAUUUGGAGUCUUGGAUGCACUGUUUUGGAGAUGGCUACAACGAAACCUCCUUGGAGUCAGUAUGAAGGGGUUGCUGCCAUGUUUAAGAUUGGUAAUAGUAAGGAACUCCCAGCAAUUCCAGAUCAUCUCUCAGAAGAAGGGAAGAACUUUGUGAGGCAAUGCUUACAGCGUGACCCGCUACGCCGUCCUACAGCAGCUAAGCUUUUGGAUGACCCCUUUGUGAAAUUUGAUGACCCCUUUGUGAAAUUUGAUGCCCCUCUGGAAAGGCCUUUCCUGGACCCUGAGCCUUCAGAUCCACCUUCCAUUGUUACAAAUGGAGUUAAAGCUCUGGGUACUGGACAAGCAAGACAUUUUCCCACCUUUGAAACAGAGCAACUUGCAGUUCAUUCAUCUAGAGUUUCAAAAUCACAUCCCAGUGAUAUCCAUAUUCCGAGGAACAUAUCCUGCCCAGUGUCACCAAUAGGAAGCCCUCUUUUGCAUUCAAGAUCACCUCAACAUCUGAAUGGAAGAAUGUCUCCUUCUCCUAUAUCUAGCCCCCACACUACAUCAGGCACAUCUACGCCUCUCACUGGUGGCAGUGGUGCUUUACCUUUUUGUAAUCUGAAGCAAUCAUCUUAUUUGCAGGAGAGUGUUGGAAGCAUACCAAAGUCCUCAAGUAGUCUCUAUGUUAGUGGCUCUUCAUAUCAUGAUUCAUAUACUGACAUUUUUUGCGGGAUGCGGCCCAGGUCUCACAUAUUUGCAGAACUAGGACUCUCAGACAAUGAUAUUCUAGGCAAACAGCUUGUAAGGCCUGCACAAGGGGAAUCAUAUGAUGGACAGUCAGUAUUGGCUGAUCGCGUGUCUCGACAACUUCUCAGGGAUCAUGUGAAGAUGAAUCAAUCCCUGAAUCUAAGUCCCAACUCUCCUUUGCCUAGCUGGAGCAGUGGUGUCUAACUUCUGCAUUUUCAUGGAUCCUGUUGGCUCAAGUUUGUCAAAAAAAUUUUUGGCUCAACAGAAUCAAUUCAUUUUUCAUUUUAUCUGCUGAGGAAUCCUUUUUGAUCAAUAAGGACCCAGAAUGGAAGUUUGAGAAAUAAGAUUGAAUUGGGCAAGUAAAGUUGCUUGUGGCUGACAAGUGAAUUGCUGUUGCUAAGAGCCUAGGCUUCAGGCAUUCUGACCCAAAAAUGAUGGUGCCAAGCCAUUGGAAAACUGAUUCUGGCUUAGAUGUUCCACUGGACCAACUUAUCCUAACAAAGCUCACUUUGUGACAAAUAAGAAAUUUGCUAUUGCAAGCUGUUAAAGUAUGACAUGGCACGGAUUUGUACAGAGCUGAGUCUGUAAAUUUUCAACUAACUCUUGACUGAACCAUUGUAAUCAAAUUGCUGGGUUGAGGAUAAUUUCCAAUGGUCUAACAUCCGGCAGUUCCUCAGGGAUGGUUAUAGUUUUUAAGAUCAUUACACAAGGGCAAGGAAAAGAUUAAGAUGGACGGUUGCUAGCUUUUGGACUAUUUUUGGGGCAGGGUCAAAAUCACUGUACAUAUGUUUUCUGAACUGAAAUUGAAACUUAAAAGUAUUGCUCUGAAGCAGUCUCGGAAUUGCUGUGCAUGUACGCUAUCAUUUCUUGGGAUGGUGAUGGUGUGCACCAGCUCAGUUGUAAGUGCCAAGUAUAGCUCUGCCUGACUUAUUAUAUGUAUAUGACCACUGGAGAAGAUUGGAACAAAUCUAAUUCCGUGAGCCUACAUUUCCUGAUUUUCGCAUGGCUUCUGUUUUGAUAUUUCCUCGAAUUUUUGUAGUAUGAACAUAUUUUGAAUUAGAUGUUGAAUAAAUGUAGUAGAACAUGAAUAAUUCACCAUGGGGACU
This is a messenger RNA of Rubroshorea leprosula, 4086 nucleotides long. Lineage: Eukaryota; Viridiplantae; Streptophyta; Magnoliopsida; Malvales; Dipterocarpaceae. The record is from the annotation of a GenBank genome assembly.